Colletotrichum destructivum is the source of this 1317-nucleotide messenger RNA. RefSeq names its product Putative prefoldin alpha. Bases 598 to 1212 code for a protein of 204 amino acids. The record is from RefSeq and is a predicted model, not a curated record. Gene Ontology annotation, molecular function: tubulin binding. NCBI's taxonomy places the organism in Eukaryota, Fungi, Ascomycota, Sordariomycetes, Glomerellales, Glomerellaceae. Gene Ontology annotation, cellular component: prefoldin complex; cytoplasm. The transcript is spliced from 6 exons. Gene Ontology annotation, biological process: tubulin complex assembly; protein folding; microtubule-based process.
CCUAUUCGAUAAAACCUGGCUUGUUUGUUCACUUAAGCCUGACACCCCCCUGAAUCAAAGUCAAUCAGAGUUGGGGAGAUUUGGUUGGUUAAGUCAAAUAUCCGGAAGAUCUCUGACAUGACGAAGUCAACGGCAUUAGAAGCACAGUUCCCAUCUUUGGCAGAUCACCAAGAGCGGCCUACACGUGUAGUUUUGUAUGCGCUCUGUCUUAUUACUCAUUCGUGUGCCAGAGUAGGUGCGAGACACAGGUCUAUGCGCGAGACUACAUGUGGAAUAGGCGAUAUGUUUUAUCAUAACGGAACAAACGAUUGAGGUUCUGGUAAGUGUCAACGAAACCCACCCCGGAACUGAUCGUAAUCUCACCUUGAGCAGCAGAGGAAUGCAAUCAAAACCGCCAUUCACUGCUAACCCGUGUACAAGUCAACGGUGGGGACGUACCCCACCAAGCAUGUACCCCUCACCUCGGUGAACAGACCACCACAAGAUCGGCUCGGUAGCGGACCGUCACUGCAGCUCCCCUCCACACCGUUACGAAAAAUCGCGAGUUCCUGCAAACACCAGAUGAUGCGCUAACGGCAACAUCUGCUAAUUCUCACAAUGUCUGUUGAGGGCAAGAAGCUGGAGACGGCUGGCAAGGAUGCCACGCCCAGCAACCCUCGAGGUAUCCCUAAGGCGCCAUUUGUCGACAAGGUUGAGGACUACGUCACCACCCGCGAAGAUGUCGAACCGACUAUGCGCAACUUCCAGGAGAUGAUCUCGAAAUACCAGUUUAUGGAGCUUAAUCUUCAGAAGAGGAUGGCAGGACUGAAGGACAAGAUCCCCGAUAUUCAGAAGACGCUCGACUCUGUGCGGUUCCUAAAGCUUAGACAGGGCGAUGAUGAACCGAUCGAGACGACCUUCGAGCUCAACGACACGCUAUACUCCAAGGCGAAGAUCCCGCCCACUGAGGAGGUGUACAUCUGGCUCGGUGCCAACGUCAUGCUGUCGUACCCCGUCGAUGAAGCUGAGACGCUUCUCGAAUCCAAGUUGUCGACGGCAAAGACAAGCUUAUCCAACUGCGAGGAGGAUCUGGACUUCUUGCGAGAGCAGAUUACGACCAUGGAGGUCGCCAUUGCGAGAGUAUACAACUGGGAAGUCGUCCAAAAGCGCAAAGACAAGGAGGAAGGAAAGGACAUCAAGAAGGAAGAGGGCGAUGGCAAGGCAAACGGCUGACUCGAUGCUCGAUACCAAACUAAACAACUCGAUGUUUUUGGAACCUCCACAACAAUGUCUCACUGCACUGCGAUGCAUGAUCCCCCGAAUUGUGUUUGUCCAAGA